Spinacia oleracea (spinach) is the source of this 1066-nucleotide messenger RNA. Its product is annotated as CASP-like protein 1E2. The record is from RefSeq and is a predicted model, not a curated record. The coding region runs from base 192 to 782 and encodes 196 amino acids. Lineage: Eukaryota; Viridiplantae; Streptophyta; Magnoliopsida; Caryophyllales; Amaranthaceae. The transcript is spliced from 2 exons.
UCCCACUUUAAUCAUCCAACUGUAUUAUUUAGUUUAUUGUAGAAUUUCAACUGCCAUAUUAACAGCGCCAACUAAGCUAUUAUUCUCUAGUGCUUUCCGGUAGCUACUUGCAACAAAAUGUUAAAGUAUUUUAAGGACACUCUACAGUCUAUUACGUCAAUAACAAAUUAAGCGCCUAAAAGCAGAAUAAUAUGGAGAUAGGAGAGGUGCAGAAAAACAAAGAGAAAGAAUGGGAAACAGAUCAUGGCACUGCGUUCAGCCAGCCCGAGAUUAUGUUAAGGGGUUUUGCCUUGUUAGUGACUCUAACAGCUGCUAUUUUGAUAGGGUUGGACAAAGAGACCGAGAUUAUUCCUGUUGUACUACUUCCUACUCUUCCUACUUUCCAUGUCCCCGUCACUGCUAAAUUCCAUCAUGUCUCUGCUUUUGUGUACUCUGUGGUGUCGAACUCCAUCGCAAGUGUAUCCGCAGCAGCAACAAUGCUAGUUAUGAUAUUUGCAAGUAAAGGAGGUGGAAAAGUGGGUGUUUCGCGUUUGAUGAUAUUGGUUGCAGAUUUAAUGAUGGUUGCGUUGUUGUUUUCCAGCAUCGGAGGAACGGGUGCAAUCGGGCUAAUAGGUAUAAAAGGAAACUCACAUUUACAAUGGAAAAAGAUUUGUAAUAUGUAUGCUAAAUUUUGCCACCAAGUUACGGCUUCUGUUGCCCUUUCUUUAAUGGGGGCUAUUGCAUUUCUCUUGCUCAUUAUUCUAACUGCUUCAAAGCUUCAUAAGAGAACCUCUAAAUAUUAAUAACUACAAGCUUAUUAGUUAAAUCAACGGGCCGGGUUUCCUUAUUGCAUUCAAGUCAGCCUGGUCAGUUUUCGGUACAUAGGGACAUACGUUCGAGCAAGGAAAGAGCACUAACGACGACAACACUCUAGUCGGAAAUAUUUCUUUGCAUGAUGUUUUCAUAUUUCCACUUUCUUUGUUUUGAGGGAUGUUUUCAUUAUUUCCAUUGUAGUCGAUGUAAUAUUUUAUUUUUUUACAUAUAAUUGUGGUUUUACGAUCUAAUACAAUUGUUUUUCUAAAGGAAA